This is a messenger RNA of Syngnathus typhle (broad-nosed pipefish), 4676 nucleotides long. It is a transcript of the gene pear1, whose product is annotated as platelet endothelial aggregation receptor 1. Gene Ontology annotation, molecular function: scavenger receptor activity; protein binding. The record is from RefSeq and is a predicted model, not a curated record. The coding region runs from base 283 to 3354 and encodes 1023 amino acids. Lineage: Eukaryota; Metazoa; Chordata; Actinopteri; Syngnathiformes; Syngnathidae. The transcript has 23 exons.
CUUUGCGUGGUCUUGACGACCCUCCCCCCCUUUCCCUGUUUUCCUUUUUUUUGGAUGCCACUCGAUUCUUUCCUCUGUGGCUACUUUCUUAUUUUCUUCCCCUCACCAAGUCUGCCCGACCCUCUUUGAGCAACAAGAACUUAACGCAGACUGCGGAUCAACGUUUUAGUAUUAAACCAAGGUAACAUUUCUGCUUUUUUUUUGUUUUUCCUGUUUUGGGGAGAUCUUGGAGUGCAGUCGUACCCGGACAGGACCACCAGGCAACAAGCAGUGGGAAGGACCAUGCAGAGCACGCACGGCGUGGACUUGCUUCUUCUCCUCAGCUUCUUGCUCAGCCUGGCCUACUCGCUUAACCCGAGAGACCCCAAUGUGUGCAGCCUGUGGGAGAGCUUCACCACCUCCGUCAAGGAGUCCUACUCGCAUCCUUACGACCACGUGUCCGAAGAACCCUGCUCGGACCCUCGGAGUAACUACAAAUGUCCCAGACACAGGAUCACCUACAAGACAGCUUACAGGCAAGCCGUCAAGACAGACUACCGCAAACGCUACCAGUGCUGCCCGGGCUACUACGAGAGCCGCGACAAAUGCGUCCCUCGCUGCACCAAGGAGUGCGUUCAUGGCCGCUGCCUGGCUCCGGACCGCUGUCAGUGCGCGGGAGGCUGGCGAGGCGACGACUGCUCCAGCGCCUGUGAAGACAAACGUUGGGGUCCGGGCUGCGGCCAGCAAUGCAACUGCAAGAACGGCGCCCUGUGCGACCCGGUCAAAGGAACGUGUCAGUGCCCGCCGGGUUUCGUUGGACGCCAAUGCGAGGAGGCGUGUCCCGAUGGAACCUUUGGAAAGGACUGCCUGCAAAAGUGCAAGUGUGGGACCGGAGGAUCCUGCAAUAAAGCCAGCGGGGAGUGCACGUGUCGAGAUGGCUUCACUGGCACUUUCUGCGAGAGCCGAUGCUCCAGAAAAUGUCCCGCUCGGUGUCCGUGUCAAAAUGGCGGCAUCUGUCGGGGUAAAGGGAUCUGUGCCUGCCCUCCUGGAUGGAUGGGUUCUGUUUGCACGGAGCGCUGUCCCGAGGGACGCUACGGACCCAACUGUGCCGAAGAGUGCAUAUGCCACAACCGCGGCAAAUGCGACCCCGAGACGGGACAGUGCAAGUGUGCCGAAGGCUACACCGGGAACAGAUGCAACGAGGAAUGCGCGGUGGGCUCUUACGGUCAGGACUGCGAAGGGGCGUGCGACUGCGCAAACGGCGCUCGCUGCUACAACAUCGACGGCGGCUGCCUGUGCGAACCGGGCUUCAGCGGGCCCAGCUGCAAGGACCGAAUGUGCCCGCACGGAAAAUACGGGAUGCACUGCGAACGCUCGUGUCUCUGCCAGGACAAAAACACGCUCAGCUGCCACCCGAUGAAAGGCGAGUGCACGUGCCAGGCGGGUUGGGCCGGGCUGCACUGCAACGAAACCUGCGCCCACGGUUUCUACGGCGACGGAUGCCUCGAGCCCUGCUUGUGCGUUAAUGGCGGCGUGUGCCACGGUGCCACCGGACUAUGCCAGUGCGGCCCGGGAUACACGGGAGUUCACUGUGAGAGUCCAUGCAAAAGCGGCACCUACGGCAAGAACUGCUCCCUGGAGUGUUCCUGCAAGAACUUUGUGGACUGCUCGCCCAUCGACGGUGCUUGUUUCUGCAAAGAAGGCUGGCGAGGAACCGAUUGCUCCGUCCCGUGCUCGGAGGGAACCUGGGGCCGCGGAUGCAACGGCACCUGUCAGUGCGCUAACGGAGCCAAGUGUAACCCUGUGGACGGAUCCUGCACUUGCACAGCAGGCUGGCAGGGGGCGCACUGCGACCAGUCGUGCCCGAUGGGCUCGUUUGGGCCGGGCUGCCUGAAGAGAUGCGACUGCGUCAAUGCUGACGGUUGCCAGGCAACCACAGGGGAGUGCCACUGUCUGCCAGGCUGGUGGGGGCCACGUUGUAGUGAACCGUGCUCCGAAGGCCUGUGGGGGCGCCAUUGCAACCAGACCUGCUUCAAGCACUGCCCCAACAGCGAGACGUGCCUGCGGGAAACGGGAGCGUGCGUGUGCCGCCCGGGCUUCUGGGGCGUCACCUGUCAGAACAAAUGCAGAUCGGGUACGUACGGCGAGCAGUGCGGCCAGUCCUGCCCGUCCUGUGGCCAGUCGUACCGCUGCCACCAUGUGACCGGGGAGUGCGACUGCCUUCCGGGUUACACAGGAGAUGAUUGCCAACAAGUUUGUCCAUCCGGCUACUACGGCAAGGGUUGUUCUGAGGUUUGCGUCAGCUGCGCCAACAACGCCACGUGCAGCCACCGCGACGGCCAAUGUCAAUGUCUUCCCGGCUGGACCGCCACCGACUGUUCCAUACCUUGCAGCGCGGGACGUUUUGGAUCUUUUUGCUCCCAAACUUGCUCCUGUCCCACCAACGUCCUGUGCGACCGCGUCACGGGAGAGUGUCUGUGCGACAGCGCUGACUGUCAACAAGAAACGUCCGAGCCCGGCAGCGUGAUGGUCCCGCUGCCCCCAGGCGAGAAGGAAUCAUGGGCGGCUAUCAGCGGCGUGGUGGCGCUGGUCAUCUUGGUGGUUCUGCUGCUGGUUCUCCUGCUGCUCUACCGACGCCAGCAGAAGCUCAAGCACAACAACACGCCCGCCGUCUCCUUCUCCACCAGUCGCACCGUCAACUCCGAGUACGCCGUUCCAGAUAUGGCUCCCAACUACCAGCACUACUACUCCAACCCCAGCUACCAUACACUUCAGGAGAACCGUCCACCGCUGCCUCACCUUCCUAACAACCACGACCGCACCAUCAAGAACACAAACAAGCAGUUGUUCUGCAGCAUGAAGAACACGGAACGGGAGAGGCGCGGACUUUUUGGCGUGGAGAGCAACGCGACGCUGCCUGCUGACUGGAAACAUCACGAAGGUCGCAAUAAGGAGCCAGGGGCAUUUGGGAUUGAUCGGAGUUACAGCUACAGCGCCAGCCUUGGAAAAUAUUUCAACAAAGAACUCACAGAGGUGGCAGGGAUGGCGAGCAGCAGUUCCCUGAAUAGCGAGAACGUUUAUGCCACCAUCAAGGAUCUUCCAGGACCCCCCUUCUGCCCCCCUGAAAGCAGCUAUAUGGAGAUGAAGGCGGCUGUCCCCCGAGGGCGAGCGUACACCCAGAGCGGACCCCCGCCUCCUCCGCCCCCACCCUUCAGCACCGCCUCUCUACGACGACAACGUCAGCAUUCAGUUGGCCACGCCCCCCUGGAGGACCCGCUGGGCCACUACGACCUCCCGGUCAACAGCCACAUCCCAGGCCACUAUGACCUGCCGCCCCUCCGCCGGCCCCCUUCGCCGGAGAGAACGCCGCGCUGACCCCCCGUCGUUGAUGGAAACGCAAGCGAGGCUCCCCAAGCGCCCUCCGAGACGGCGUACAAUCCCCCCGCCGCCCGGGGGAGGACGCUGGUUUUUCACGACUGGUGAGGAGACGCCAUGUUCAUGUGGGCCGCCGCCCGAGGAGAGGGACUCAGGACGGGAUAAUGACUUGAAAAGGAUGUCAGUAUGGUUUGAACCCUCUUCAGCUUCAACUUUGGCUGGUUUCCUAAAGUUAUUCGCCAUGUAAUGAUGCACUUUAGCAAUUUUUCUUUUAAUUUGCUCGCUAAUUAACGUGGUUUUUCCACAAGCUGCACGUCAAUGAAAAUGAAAUGAUGCCUUAUUUUAGACAAUAGGAGUUUAGUAUUCUGGAAACAUCUUUUUUCUUCAUCUUUUAAUUGCGAGUUUUCCUCUUCCCAGUAGUGUUGGCUCGUGAGUGAACGACUUUUUUCAGUGAACGAGAGUGAACAAUCUCUUCCUAAAGUGAUUCGGGGUUUUUUUUUCAAUUCAUAUGACUUCAACCAGUAGGUAAUGCGCAUUGAAGCUGGUGCCACCUCGCCGUAAAAUGAAACGAAGAAGAAAAUGAUGUCACUUCCCGUUCACGAACGAGUCUUGAAUUGCAUUUCUCGUUCACUGACUGAACGGAUCUGUGAACGAACGAGUCAGUGAUUUGCAUUUCCAGGUCAUCGCGAGAACGGAGCAGUGAGGGAACGAAUCCUGACUUUCUUGUUCGUGAACGGGUUAAUGGGUGAACUGCCUUCCCGUGCAUCACCGGAUCAGUCAUGAACGUGUUGUUAUGUAAGCUAGAAUGUCGAUUUAUGAUUUGCCAAGGAAAGAAAGAACCACUACUUCUUUUAUGCGCGUUUUCUCCAAGCUAACGGCUACCUUUAUUGCAUGAAGGGAUGCGCCGUUUGUUAUGCAACAACGGGGAGAUUAUGCUUCUCUUUGGCUAAUCCAGUGCUUCUCAAUUAUUUUCUGUUACGCCCCCCCCUAGCAAGAAGAAAACUAUUCGCGCCCCCCCCUCCCCACCGUGACUAUCCUAACUUGUCUUGUAAGUCGUAAAAUGUUGCACUGUCGCAAACGUGACAGAAGUAACAAUGAGAGCGCCACUGCCCCCUGCUGUAGUAAACGCGCAAUUACACUUUAUUCUAGUACUGCCAAAAAAAAAGCCUGUUCCCCAGGGUCACACGCGCCCCCCCAGGAAUAGCACCGCGCCCCCCAAGGGGGGCGUGCCCCACUAUUUGAGAAGCACUGGCCUAGGUGACUGAUUCACAAUUUGGUUUUGUCUGAUAUCAGAGAUUAAAUAAAGAAAACCAACUGGCUGA